AUGGCGCACCAAGGCCUCCGGUUCCCGCCCGCCCUCCAAGUCUUCCCUCACCUCCGGAACUGGCGCUCAAUCCGCCCCCGCCGCCUCGUCGAGGUCCCCAUCGGCGUGACGGGCGAGGUCCCCGACAAGCUCAUCAUCCCCUGCCUGCGCCACCUCUACCACGACCUCGGCGUCCUCGUCUACUCGGGCCUGAAGCACAACCAGAUCGUCAGGGUGGGCGAGAUACUGCGGCUGAUCACCAACUCGGGCGGUCCGGGGAAGAUGAUCACCAUGACGCAGUGGGCCGAGAAGUCGAGGACGAGGCGGUCGGCCAAGCUGGAGGAGGACGACGUGUUCGGGGCCGUGGACAUCGUGUAUAGCGGUAUAAUCAAGUCACAGGCCAUCCUCCGGCUGGCCGACGAGUCGUUCCAAGAGCACAUCAGAGCAAAGAUCGAGGAAUCAGGUUUAUCAAAGGACAACAUCCAGCUCCGCAGUCGCUACAUCAUCAUCCGAAGCGUCCCAUCCCCCAAAGGCAUAAUCACCCAAACAGUAGACGGACCCCGCCGCCUCCCCAUCGACAUCUUCACGUCCCUCAGAACCGAGGAGCGGAACGGCCACGUCUCCUGCGAGAUGCAGCUCUACACCGCCGGCAAGGGCGACUACGCCGGCUCCGCCCGCGUCGACUACCAGCUGCUGCGCGUCAACGAGGUCGCCAAGACCAUGAUGCCCGUGCACGCCCACCUCGAGCUCGACACGCGCGGGGAGGACGCGACCGGCAUCCGGGAGGUGGCGCGCAAGAUCGUCAAGGCGCAGAUCCUCGGGCAGCUGUGGAAGCUCGAGAGGGAGACGUGGAGUCGCAAGGCGGACCGGCUCGUCAACUACAACAAGGUCGGGAUCAAAACGAUGCGGGCUGCUGAGGACGUCUCCAAGGCGGAGGAUGAUAAAGAGGCCCGAGAGACUGGCGAUGAGAGCCCGCUGAAGGACCCCGUUGCCGGGUCGCAUUAA
Clonostachys solani is the source of this 984-nucleotide messenger RNA. The record is from the annotation of a GenBank genome assembly. NCBI's taxonomy places the organism in Eukaryota, Fungi, Ascomycota, Sordariomycetes, Hypocreales, Bionectriaceae.